Cavia porcellus (domestic guinea pig) is the source of this 1084-nucleotide messenger RNA. RefSeq names its product C->U-editing enzyme APOBEC-1. NCBI's taxonomy places the organism in Eukaryota, Metazoa, Chordata, Mammalia, Rodentia, Caviidae. The coding region runs from base 96 to 806 and encodes 236 amino acids. The record is from RefSeq and is a predicted model, not a curated record. Gene Ontology annotation, biological process: cytidine to uridine editing. Gene Ontology annotation, molecular function: cytidine deaminase activity; zinc ion binding; RNA binding. Gene Ontology annotation, cellular component: cytoplasm; nucleus. The transcript is spliced from 5 exons.
GGUGGCAGAGGGCUCACUCAAAGAGGCAAAGUCCAGGUGCAUUGCCAGGAGCGCCUGAGAGCCGCACUGCAGAGGAAGGAGGCAGCGAGAGUGGCAUGGCUUCCGGGACAGGUCCUUCAACUGGAGACGCCACGCUGAGGAGGAGAAUUGAGCCCUGGCAGUUUGAAGCCUCCUUUGACCCCCGCCAGCUGCAGAAAGAGGCCUGUCUGCUCUCUGAGGUUCGGUGGGGUGCAAGCCCCAGGACUUGGCGCGAGUCCGGCCUAAACACCACCAGCCACGUGGAGAUAAACUUCAUAGAAAAGUUCACCUCGGGGAGAAGUCUGCGCCCUGCCAUUCGCUGCUCCGUGACCUGGUUCCUGUCCUGGAGCCCGUGCUGGGAGUGUGCCAGGGCGAUCAGGGAGUUUCUCCAUCAGCACCCGAAUGUGAGUCUGGUUAUUUACGUCGCACGACUUUACUGGCACGUGGAUGAGCAAAACCGGCAAGGACUCAGGGACCUCGUGACCAGCGGCGUGCGUGUACAGAUCAUGAGUGACUCAGAAUACAGCCACUGCUGGAGGAAUUUCGUCAACUUCCCGCCGGGGCAGGAGGCAGGCUGGCCGCGGUUCCCGCCCAUGUGGACCACGCUGUAUGCGCUGGAGCUCAGCUGCAUCCUUCUAAGUCUACCACCCUGUUUAAAGAUUUCAAAAAGACAUCAAGAUCAGCUUACGUUUUUCCAACUUAUUCUUCAAACUUGCCAUUAUCGAGCAAUUCCGCCCCCAGUCCUUUCAGCUGCAGGGUUGAUGCACCCUCUUGUGGCCUGGUGUUGAGCGGAGUGAAGAAAUUCUUGUGUGUGCGCUGUUCCAAGACUUGCAGCGUAGGCACCUCGCUGGAAGCAGGUGCUGCUUCGAAUCCCGAAAAUGGAGUGGGGGUGAAUUACAGGCAGAGACUGUGUUGACCAGCAUGUGGGAGGCUCUAGGUUCAAUCCCCUGAUCUGAAAUAAAAAGCAGAAUCUAGAAAUGUUCACAAACACUGUAGUUUCCCUGCCCUGUCCCAAAUUACCCUAUAACUUUACACUUUCAAACAACAAUAAAUGCUUAUCACUAUA